Tyto alba (common barn owl) is the source of this 1360-nucleotide messenger RNA. It is a transcript of the gene RBMX2, whose product is annotated as RNA binding motif protein X-linked 2. The record is from RefSeq and is a predicted model, not a curated record. The coding region runs from base 37 to 963 and encodes 308 amino acids. The transcript has 6 exons. Gene Ontology annotation, molecular function: RNA binding. Gene Ontology annotation, biological process: mRNA splicing, via spliceosome. Lineage: Eukaryota; Metazoa; Chordata; Aves; Strigiformes; Tytonidae. Gene Ontology annotation, cellular component: U2 snRNP; precatalytic spliceosome; catalytic step 2 spliceosome.
GCAUGCGUAGUGGGCGGCGGCGGCGGCGGCGACAGCAUGAACCCCCUGACCAAAGUGAAGCUGAUCAACGAGCUGAACGCGCGGGAGGCGGAGCUGGGCGUGCAGGAGGCCGUGUCGUGGCACGCCGAGUACAAGGACAGCGCCUGGAUCUUUGUGGGCGGGCUGCACUACGAGCUGACCGAGGGGGAUGUCAUCUGCGUGUUCUCACAGUAUGGGGAGGUCGUCAACAUCAACCUGGUGCGGGACAAGAAGACCGGAAAGUCCAAAGGCUUUUGCUUUCUGUGCUACGAGGACCAGCGGAGCACCAUCCUCGCGGUUGACAACUUCAAUGGGAUCAAGGUCAAAGGGAGGACGAUUCGUGUGGACCAUGUGGCCAACUACCGGCCCCCCAAAGACUCCGAUGACUUAGAUGAUGUCACAAAAGCCCUCCACGCAAAGGGCUGCGGAGUUAAAACGCCGCCUCAUACGUCGUCCGAUUCCCUGUCCGAGGAUGAUGACGUGCCUGUAAAGAAGCAAAAAGAUAAGGAGAAGUGUAGACAGGAGAGGCAAAAGCAGAGCUCGCAGGCUGUGAAGAGGGCGGUGUCCGCAGAGGAGGCGCACCCCAGGAUCAAGAUUAAGAAGGAGAAGGAGGACCCCGGCUACGAGCGCUACGCCAGCGGGAGCCAGCAGCCUUGGAAGGGCUCGGAGAGGAAACCCGUGAGCAGGACGCAGCGAGAAGAGGAAGAGCGGAGGCACCAGAGGCCUGCGGAGAGGAGCGGGGAAAAGAGCUGCCAGGACCAGAGGGGACAAAGCGGUUUGUGGGAAGAGAGGGAGAAGAGAGAGGAGGCUGGCAGGAAGGGCGACGGGCAUGGCAGCCGGCGGGAAGAGUGUCCUGAGGGCAGGCGGUCCCGGGAGCGCGGCGCCAGGGAGCCCCAUCCCAGGCCCCGGGAGCGGGGCUCUGCCAGAGGCUCCAGCCGCUGCUGAGCCCGGGGGCUGCCCCCAAACCUGCUCAGCACCUCCCGGGGCGGGGGGGGGGCCACCGUGGCUGGACCCUUUGCCCCCUGCAGUUUCUCAUCCCGGCCUCGGCCGGAGAUGGGGUUCGCUGCCUCUGUCAGCCCUUCCCGCGGUGUUGGGGCUUGCAGGCGUGCUGUGCCACACAGGUGGAGCAGGAGGGUGUUCUCCUUCCCCAAACUGCCCAGUUCCCCCAGCCCCGGGGGGCGUCCCCCUGCCUCGCAGAGCUGGGCCAGGUGUGUGGGCGUCUCCUCGGCCUCACACCGGCUUCUGGGAUGGAUCCCCAGAGCUGUGCUGCUGCGGCUGGGCCCUUUACUCCCUCUUGGUUUGUUUUAAAACAAUUUUUAAUAAAAACUACCUGUUCAGCAGG